AUGCACAUUGCAUACACACCAGAUGGAUUGGGUACUUAUUCAGCUAAAGCUCUUGGAUAUUACAAGACAAACGCAAAUGCAAUUCCUUUGGUCCUGGAAGCGAUCAAAUCCAGUCUUGUUAAACCUGGCUCUGUAUUCACCAUAGUGGAUUAUGGUACAGCUGACGGAGGGACAUCAAUACCGUUGAUGUAUGAAUCAGUGAAGGCAAUACGAGAAAAGUAUGGAGWAGAAAUGCCAAUCACUAUCAUCUAUGAAGACCAGCCUGUCAAUGAUUUUAAGUCAGUCUUUAUGAGAAUGCAAGGUUUUAUCCCAGGACCGCGUUCUUAUCUCAUGGAUUUCCAAAAUGUCUUUGUAAUGGCUUGUGGGACGAACUUCUACAGUCAAUGUGUCCCAAGCAACAGCGUCCAUCUGGGAUUUUCAGCGACCUCCGUUCAUUGGCUGAGGAAGAAACCAUGUGACAUCACAGGAGCACAAUAUAUAGGUAUGGUGGCAGACCAAAACGAAAAGGAAAUGUUUUCCAAACAAGCUGAGAAAGAUUGGGAGCUUUUCUUGGUUAAAAGAGCUGAAGAAUUAGCACCAGGAGGUUAUAUUGUUCUUGCACAAUCUGCACUCGACGAAGAAGGACAACGUUACGGUAACACAAAAUGUUCUGUAGUAUCGUUAGAGGAGCAGUUAUGUAGUUUAUGGAAAGAAUUUGUACAAGAAAGAAAAAUUACACAGGAAGAAUUCAGGUGCACCACUUUUUCUGCCUACCCUCGAACUGUGGAAGAAUUCAAGAAAMCUUUCAACGACCCCGAUUCUCCUGUGAGACGGAAAGGUUUGGAAUUGGUUUCCAUCGAGAUACAUGUCAUCCCAUGUGCACACAAGGAGAGAUGGAUGAGAGAGAAGGGAGACCCCAAAGAACAUGCCAAACGCUAUGUCGCUAGUGCCAUUCGUACCUGGAGUAAUGCAAUAUUAAUAUCAGGUUGGUGA
Messenger RNA from Exaiptasia diaphana, 972 nucleotides. RefSeq names its product methyltransferase FUS9. Gene Ontology annotation, molecular function: S-adenosylmethionine-dependent methyltransferase activity. Gene Ontology annotation, biological process: methylation. Lineage: Eukaryota; Metazoa; Cnidaria; Anthozoa; Actiniaria; Aiptasiidae. The transcript has 4 exons. Bases 1 to 972 code for a protein of 323 amino acids. The record is from RefSeq and is a predicted model, not a curated record.